Molecule: messenger RNA, 492 nt
Organism: Lycium barbarum (goji berry)
Lineage: Eukaryota; Viridiplantae; Streptophyta; Magnoliopsida; Solanales; Solanaceae
Exons: 3
Coding region: 1-492 (163 amino acids)
Source: RefSeq, a predicted model, not a curated record
AUGGUUUCGAAGGAGGGGAUUAUGGUGGAUCCUAAGAAGAUUAAGGCAGAAAAGAAAGUUAUUACGUAUGCUUCUAGACAGCUGAAGAUUCAUGAAAAGAACUAUCCUACGUAUGAUUUAGAGUUAGCAGCGGUGAUUAAAGAAAAGAAGUUUGAGGAUGCAAGAUUGUGCAAGAUUUGUGAUAAGGUUUUGAGUGGUGAGGUCAAAGAGACCAUGAUUGACAGUGAGGGGAUCUUAAGAAUCAAGGGACGUAUUUGCGUUCCUUGUGUUGAUGACUUAAUUCGGACGAUUUUGGAGGAGUCCCAUAGUUCUAGAUAUUCUAUUCAUCCUGGUGCUACCAAAAUGUAUCAUGACUUGAGGCGACACUACAGGUGGGCUAGGAUGAAGCAUGAUAUUGUUGAGUUUGUUUCUCAGUGUCUAUAUUGUCAGCAGAUAAAGUACGAGUACCAAAGUCCCGGGGAUAUGCUUCAGGGGAUGCCCAUUCCUAAGUGA